AUGGCUAGCGACAAGUCAGAUGCCCACAAGCAGGAUGCUCAAAUCAAGUCGGCCGACAUGAGCGAGGAAAUGCAACAAGAGGCCAUUGAAGUCGCACAGUCGGCUAUGGAGCAGUUCACCAUCGAGAAGGACAUCGCUCAGUAUAUCAAGAAGGAGUUCGACAGCCGGAAGGGCGCUACAUGGCACUGCAUCGUAGGCCGAAACUUUGGAAGUUUUGUUACUCAUGAGACGAAGCACUUCAUCUACUUUUACCUCGGCCACUGUGCGAUCUUACUUUUCAAGACUCAGUAG
Messenger RNA from Alternaria atra, 291 nucleotides. RefSeq lists its product as uncharacterized. NCBI's taxonomy places the organism in Eukaryota, Fungi, Ascomycota, Dothideomycetes, Pleosporales, Pleosporaceae. Bases 1 to 291 code for a protein of 96 amino acids. Gene Ontology annotation, molecular function: dynein intermediate chain binding; dynein light intermediate chain binding. Gene Ontology annotation, cellular component: cytoplasmic dynein complex. The transcript has 7 exons. The record is from RefSeq and is a predicted model, not a curated record. Gene Ontology annotation, biological process: microtubule-based process; cilium assembly.